UUUUAUUCCCCUUUUCAUCUAUCUUCUUCAGUCUCUCUUUCUCUCCAAACCCUAAUUUUCACAAACCCUCAAAAUCAUUGAAUAUAUUUUUAAGAAAUAUUCAGCAAUAUACACAUCAUCUGAAACUUGAAGCGACCACAAAUUCUUCUUGAUUCCUUGAUCAUCUAUUUAUAGCCAAAAAACAUUAUUAUAUAUCUUCCUUACAUACACACACAUAUAGAGAGCUUAUUGAUCCGAUAUAUGGCUUCCUCAUCAGAACUAAGCUUGGAUUGCAAGCCACAAAGCUACUCUAUGCUUUUGAAAUCAUUUGGAGAUAAUUUUCAGACUGAUCAAACCACACAAAAGCUUGAAGAUCUUCUUUCUCGGCUCGAACAGGAACGCCUCAAGAUCGAUGCUUUCAAACGCGAGCUUCCCCUUUGCAUGCAGCUCCUUAGCAAUGCUGUGGAAGUUUAUAGACAACAGCUAGAAGCAUAUAGGGAAAAUAGUAAUAACAGCAACCAAAGUGUCGUCGCAAGACCAGUUCUUGAAGAGUUCAUACCCUUAAGAAACCAACCCGAAAAGGAGAACAACAAAGGGAAUAAUUGGAUGACGACUGCUCAGCUUUGGAGCCAACCUGAAACUAAACCAAAAAACAUUGAUCCAACUACAGAUCAGUCUCCCAAAGACGAGCUUGCUAGUAGUCCAAAACUCGGACAUUUUGAUGUGAAACAAAGAAAUGGUGGUGGGGCUUUUCUACCAUUCUCGAAGGAAAAAACUUUGCCUGAAUUAGCUUUAUCUACGGAGGUCAAAAGAGUCUCCCCAACCAAUGAACAUACUAAUGACCACGACUGUAAUGGUGAGAGCAUAAUCAACGGUAGCAAUAACAACAACAAUAAUAAUUCUUCGACAACAAGUCAAAGUAAUAGAAAGGCACGGCGUUGCUGGUCGCCUGAUUUGCACCGGCGAUUUGUCCAAGCUCUUCAAAUGCUAGGCGGUUCACAAGUGGCUACACCUAAACAGAUAAGGGAACUUAUGAAAGUUGAUGGUUUGACCAACGAUGAAGUCAAAAGUCAUCUCCAGAAGUAUCGGCUUCACACAAGAAGACCAAGCCCAAGCCCACAAACAUCAAAUGGGCAAGGCCCACACUUAGUGGUCCUAGGUGGCAUAUGGGUCCCACCAGAAUACACCACCGCACACGGCGGCACUCCAACUCUCUACCACCACCAAGUCCAAAACCAUCAAGGCAACGCGGCGGCGCAGCCUCCACCACACUUUUGCUCUCAAGAGUUUUACACAGCUCGUCCCCCACCACAACAGCUCCACCACCAUCACUUUCAAACGUGUAACGGCUCAUCCGCGGAUGGCUCCGCGUCCACAGAUUCAGCUCAUCAGUUAAUGGACAGUGCCGCCGAUGAUGGGAAAUCGCCAGAGAGUGGUGGUGGCGAAAGAAAAGGACUGGCUGCUCUUAGGGAAGAAAGUGGCAAUCAGAGCAAUAUUAAUGGAAGUGAAAUAACUCUCAAGUUCUAAAUUUUUUUCUUCACGAUUAAUUUUAUUAGAGGGAAUGAAUCUAGGGCUAGGGUUUGCGGAUGGCUACGUGACUAAAUUCAUAUUGCUGGUAUGUGUUCUCGGUAGAAAAUGAAUUGUCGGAAGCAGCGAGUGUUUUAUAUAUCGAAGUUAUUAUGAAUUCUCA
Molecule: messenger RNA, 1669 nt
Organism: Brassica oleracea var. oleracea
Lineage: Eukaryota; Viridiplantae; Streptophyta; Magnoliopsida; Brassicales; Brassicaceae
Product: probable transcription factor KAN3
Exons: 4
Coding region: 241-1506 (421 amino acids)
Biological process (GO): regulation of DNA-templated transcription
Molecular function (GO): DNA binding; DNA-binding transcription factor activity
Source: RefSeq, a predicted model, not a curated record